This is a messenger RNA of Pyricularia grisea, 552 nucleotides long. RefSeq lists its product as uncharacterized. Gene Ontology annotation, biological process: ribosomal large subunit export from nucleus. The coding region runs from base 1 to 552 and encodes 183 amino acids. Gene Ontology annotation, cellular component: preribosome, large subunit precursor; nucleolus. The transcript is spliced from 2 exons. Lineage: Eukaryota; Fungi; Ascomycota; Sordariomycetes; Magnaporthales; Pyriculariaceae. The record is from RefSeq and is a predicted model, not a curated record.
AUGGCCAAGAAAGCACCUUCGAAACACUCCCGGGCGGCGCGCCGGGCAACCUCGCCCAGCAUCAACACGGACAAGUCGCUGAAGGAGGUACGGCUACCUGAGCAGUCGAUAAAUCAGCGACCGGCCGUGCUGGCCGCGCACCACCACGCCGGCGUCUCCAAGAAGCAGAAGCACCGCAAGAGCCACAUGACAUCCAAGAUGCGCAAGCGACAGGAGAAGAGCAUGGAUCGAGCCGAGGCCGUCAUGGACCGGACGGCCAAGAAGACAGAGAAGAGCUUCGGCCAGGCCAAGACGGUCGAGGGCCGGAGGAAGGCUUGGGAUGAUAUCAACGCCCAGGCACUUGGGACAGCGGCCAACGGGGAGAAGAAGUCCAAGAAACAGCUCGCGGCCGAGGCGGAGCAGGCAGAGGUCGACAAGUUCUUUGCUAAUGACGAUGAUGAUGCCGCCAUGGGGAAUGCCCCUGUUGAUGGGAUUGUGUCAAGAUUCGAUGCGAUUUCUGAAAAUGCGCAACCAGCAACAGCAGCAACAGGCGACGAUGACGAAAUGUUGUGA